Molecule: messenger RNA, 807 nt
Organism: Micropterus dolomieu (smallmouth bass)
Lineage: Eukaryota; Metazoa; Chordata; Actinopteri; Centrarchiformes; Centrarchidae
Product: phospholipase DDHD1-like
Exons: 3
Coding region: 15-473 (152 amino acids)
Cellular component (GO): cytoplasm
Molecular function (GO): glycerophospholipase activity; metal ion binding
Source: RefSeq, a predicted model, not a curated record
AAAAUUUCUUCUGCAUGGGCUCUCCUCUGGCUGUUUUCUUGGCAUUAAGAGGGAUCCGGCCUGGAAACAACAGUGCGCAGGACCACAUCCUUCCCACUUCUAUCUGCAAACGCCUCUUCAACAUAUUCCAUCCCACAGACCCUGUGGCAUACAGAUUGGAGCCUCUUAUCUUAAAGCACUACAGUAACAUUGCACCUGUUCAAAUCCACUGGUAUAACACCACCAGCCCGACACCGUACGAUCAGAUCCGGCCCACGUUGCUCAACCUCCCAAAGGAGACCACAUCUGUCUCAGAUUCAGAGAGCAUCCCCAGCCCCUGCACAUCUCCCCCACAGGCCCGACGGCACUACGGGGAGUCCAUCACCAGCCUGGGCAAGGCCAGCAUCAUGGGUAAGAACACAUGGAGGGUUGUGGUUGCAUGGAUGACCAAUUUAAGAAAUAAACAAAAAGCAGGGAACCUGCUAUGGAUGUGAAAGACAUUCAGUCACUGUGUACCUGAUCUGAGCUGAGAGAAACUGGAGCCGCCUGCACUGCUCAUACUGUAGCAAGGCAAGCAUGGUCCAAACCAAUCAAUACAACCAAUUAGCUCCUGUCUCACAGCGUGAUGUUACUCUUCCUUUAUGCAUCAACUGCAGAGUGGAGACUAAAAGCACAUUAUAGACAGAUGUUUUUUAUAUAAAACAUCUGUUUUGCUCAGUCCACCAGCCACGCCAUCAGUAGAUAUUGAGAUACUGUUCCUUAUUACUACUAAAUAUGUCCUCUUUAUUGAGCUCUUACUCCACAAAUCAGACAAAUAUGAAAUAAGAU